UGUCAGACAAAAAAAAGCCGCAAGUUGAUGCACAUGGGAUUGAAGGGUUGCCCAUGGCCUUACGGUUCCCAAUCCCUACAUACAUGAUUCAUUCCCAUCCCCAUUUCCCAUUUUCCAUCUUCAUUCACAACUUCCACUGCAAUUCCUCAAUAAUCCAUCAAAACCCUCAUCCGAUACUUUUGAUCCUUCCCUCAGAUUCUUAAAAGUAAAAUCUCAUAGACAGUUUAACACCAAUUUCUCAAUACAUGAUCGUUAUCCGCACUGAUUCUGGGCUCUCUCUUGUGGAAUAAACAAUGGACUUUGGAUCUCAUUCCACAUAUCAAUUUCAAGGAAUCAUGAUUGUGUUAAUUGGUGGUGUCUGGAGUUUUGGCUUAGGAUUGGAAAUACCUGCUCUGUAUUCUGAAAGGGGAAUAGCAAAGAUUGGAAUGCUUAGAACUGAUGGAUAGUGUAUAAGAUAUGCGAAUCUUUCAUCUUCUUUAGUGUUUUUAGUUCAAGUAGAUUAUUUGAAUUGUGUAGUUGAUAGAAGUGUGGUGUAGUGCAUAAGGUAGUAAUAGAUUAAUAGAUUAAAGGUUUUUCACAAGUUUAAGAAGGAAAAAGAAUCUUGAAUAUGGGUUUACCUCAGGUCUCCAAUAGCAACAUUUCAGAGGAAGCAACAGCAUCAUUUAGCACUUCAGUCCAAUCUAUGCCUCAUUUCCAUGGAUUAAGCAGCUGUGACAUGAGUGGAAUUCAUGUCAAUCGUGUCCAAGGAGAGCUUUCAAGAGAAGAAAACAGAGAUAGACAUGUAAAUUGGCAGAGAUUAAGUUCUGGAGAUAAUAUUUCAACUUUCACACGUAAAACUGGAAGAAAUGUCCAAACUGCUGUGUCCAGAAUCGUGGGCUUUGAAUCAAAAGCAUCAAGUUCUCCUUCUUUUGCAUUCGAUGGAGUACAAACUGAUAAUCUCCCCUCUAAUAGCAACGAUAAUGCAACAGAAAACAGUGGAGCAAUAGUGAGGAGAAAGCUCAUGUCACCAUUGAAUAGCUUGAUUAUACCAAGUCAAUUCGAUAGAAACUUUCAAGAAACCAAUGACACUAAGUGUGUGACUCCUUUUAUUCUGUCAACAAGUCAAUUCGAUAGAAACUUUCAACAAUGUAGGAAUCCAGGAAGUGUAAGUUUUGGGAGAAGUUGUGGUUUUUUCACUGAUGGGCCAUUGCUUGAGAACACAGAUGCUCGAUCUUUUGGUUCUUUAUCAUCUUCACCAGGAUUAGAUAGCAAUCAUAGCAUAGAAUCUACUACAAUAAGGUCUUUGAAUUCACCCAUUGCUAUACCUUCAAGAAAAGUGGUGUCAUCUCCUCUAUCUUUAUCCCCACUUGGUCCUAAAUUCUCUAGAACACCAAAACUUUCUAUGAAUAAUGACAUAGAUGAUAACCAUCCAACUUUGAAGGAUAUUGAAGUGUCUCUUAAUGGCACAAUCUCUGAUAUUCUAGAUGAAGAUUCUAGAAUGGUUAAAAAGUCAACUUUAGAAGUCAACCAAAGUAUGAUUGAAAUGGUUGGGGAUUGGGGUCAAGAAAGUCAAGAUUCAACCUUUUCUACACAAUGUUCAAAGUUAUGUAGGACUCCAAGUGGUUUACAAGUGAGAAGAUCAUGGAUUGGUUCUUUUGAGGAGUCUUUGUUAUCAGGUCGUUUAGCUUCUGGAACAAUCAGCCAGAAAAUUGAUGGGUUUCUUGCUGUUUUGAAUAUUACUGGAGGAAGUUUUUCACCACGCCCUCAGAAACUUCCGUUUGCUGUGACAAGUGUUGAUGGGGAUAACUUUUUGUUAUACUAUUCCUCCAUUGACCUUGCUGCUGAUGUGGCAUCAAGUAAACAAAAAGGUCAGAAAAUGAAGAAGAGCCUUAGCAUUAUUGAUGAUUCUCAUAUGGAAAAAAGUCGAUUGAGGAUACCUAUGAAAGGUCGCAUACAGUUGGUCCUCAGCAAUCCUGAAAAGACUCCAAUUCACACUUUCUUCUGUAACUAUGACUUGACUGACAUGCCAGCUGGCACCAAGACGUUUAUGCGCCAAAAGGUCACUCUAGAUUCUAAAACAGGGGCACAUGUUAAUAAUAAUAAUAAUAAUAAUAAUAAUAAUAAUAAUAAUAAUAAUAAUAAUCUUGGUUCACCAAAAGUGAAUGAAAACUCUAAUUCCGGUGUCUUGCGUUAUGCUCUUCAUCUUCGAUUCCUGUGUCCAUUUUCUAAAAAGAAUUCGAAAAGUGUUCAGAGGUGCAAAUCAGAUCCUUUGUCUACUCCGGAAAAGAAUCGAAACCUUGGAAUGGAAAGACGAUUUUAUUUGUAUAACGACAUGAGGGUUGUGUUUCCUCAACGCCAUUCCGAUUCCGAUGAAGGCAAGUUACAUGCGGAGUGUCAUUAUCCAUCAGAUCCUAAGUACUUUGACAUCAGUGACUAAAAGGUCUGGUUUCAUUUCAUCUUUUUAGAUUACAAAUCUGUGAAUAUUUUUCUUUUUAAAAAAAUAAAAGUACAAUAUCUAGUCUUCUUUUAUGAUGAUGGAAACUCCACACAUCACUUGCUGUAUAUAUUUUCAUUUAGAAGUUAGAAUUUCUCAUUGAAGCCUUGUCCCCACGUGUAAAUAUGUACAUUCCUUCAACAAAUAAUUCAAAUUUCUUCAAACACAA
Lactuca sativa (garden lettuce) is the source of this 2642-nucleotide messenger RNA. RefSeq lists its product as uncharacterized. Lineage: Eukaryota; Viridiplantae; Streptophyta; Magnoliopsida; Asterales; Asteraceae. The record is from RefSeq and is a predicted model, not a curated record.